Messenger RNA from Funneliformis caledonium, 933 nucleotides. Lineage: Eukaryota; Fungi; Glomeromycota; Glomeromycetes; Glomerales; Glomeraceae. The record is from the annotation of a GenBank genome assembly.
AUGUCUGACGGCCUUUUAGAAUACAUACUCGUAGACUUCAACCGAAAGCUUUCCACAGCUUACGGUAUCAAAGCAAUUGAGGACAUUGAACCUACGAUGCUCAAAUGGAUAGAGUUUCUUGAAACGUUCAAAAACAUAAAUUUCAGCGAAGUUAUUCAGCUUAUGGAAAACCACCCGAAUUCUCAACAGAGGUUUAGCAGUUUGAUCGGCAUUUUCUAUCAACUUGUGAUUAAAAAUAAAGAAAAGGCCCUUUUUUUUUAUAAUUCUACCACCAAUCUCGAACCAAAAGACCACGUUGAAACCUGUAAUACCCAAAAUAAUCAAAUGUUAUUAACCAUCUACUACGAAAAUAAAAUAAUUAACAAAUGGAAUGUUCUAGAUAAUUAUGGUGUAAGUGUAGAUGAUGCCUUCGAUUUCAAGUCGGAAGAUGGUGAUCCAUUUGCACUAUACAAUUUAGCCGACUGUUACUUUUACGGAAAAGGAACGAAGGUAAAUGUAGAUAAAGCGUUCCAAAUAUAUUUAAAAUCUGCCGAAAGAGGUAUAGGAACGAAAAAAAAUGAAAUAAGAGCAUUUGAUGGGUAUAGGGUUUCUGCGGAAAGAGGUAAUAAAGAUGCGCAAUGGAUGUUAGGAAAUUGUUACGAAGACGGUACGGGAACUGAUGUAAACAAAGAAGAAGCGAUGGAGUGCAUUUGGAUGGAAGGAAACCGUGGUGCACAAUGUUAUUUGGGACAUUGCUAUCAGUAUGGUAUAGGAGUAGAUAUAAAUGAAGUAUCGUUCGGCUGGUACUUAAGAUCCGCUGAAGGAGGAUAUGCGGAAGCAUUUUCUCAUGUAGGAGAUUGCUAUUUAUGUGGUCAAGGUGUAGAUAUAGACGUGGUCAAAGCGUGGGAGUGGACGCAAGGACCGCUCAAGGAGGAAUGUUGGGUACAACUUUAA